Messenger RNA from Olea europaea var. sylvestris, 4184 nucleotides. RefSeq names its product starch synthase 3, chloroplastic/amyloplastic. The coding region runs from base 231 to 3905 and encodes 1224 amino acids. The record is from RefSeq and is a predicted model, not a curated record. The transcript is spliced from 16 exons. Gene Ontology annotation, molecular function: alpha-1,4-glucan glucosyltransferase (UDP-glucose donor) activity; starch binding. NCBI's taxonomy places the organism in Eukaryota, Viridiplantae, Streptophyta, Magnoliopsida, Lamiales, Oleaceae.
CAUGCCAGAGCCUACUAGAAACACACUGUACAACACACGAUUCAACAUAUUUAUGAUUCCCGUUCAUAUUACUCUAGAUGUAUUCUAGUUAUAAGCAAACUCACAUUUCUUCCAAGUUUCUUGAUUUAUUUAUAAUUCUGUACACGCAUAUCGAUACAGCACCCCAAAAGCAUAAACCGGGGGGAUGUUUCAAGUGAAUAUUUGGUGAAAAAGUGUAGCCAUAAAUAAAGAUGGAUGUUCCUUUGAGACCUCUGAAUUGUAGAACCCACUACAAGAUCAAGCCGUUUCUUGGAUUAGUCCCUCAGGGAACAACUAGCAUAUUCUCCCAAUCUUCCAAAUGGCAGAAACAUGGCACAAUGGCUCGGGUUUCUUAUCAAGUUACCGCACGUUCUGACUUCUCGAGAAGAAGGCAAAGGAAGUUUUCCACACGAAGGCCCAAGGACACUAAACCGAGGGACUUUAUGCCAAGAAUGCAGGUCCCUACAGGCACACAGAGAAGGAAUCAAAAGAAUGAUGAGGAAAACGAAAGUCCUGAUGCAUCACCAUCCAAAGAGUUCGAGGGAUCAAAUAGGAAAAUAGGAGCUGAAUUGAAAAUUACAACCAACGACGAAGAGUUUGUCAACAGCACUCAAGUGAAGGAAGCAGAUGAAGAAAGUAAAGAUGAAAGUAAUAGUGGUUUGAAGGAGGUUCUGUCUUCUACCGAACCAUCACUUGAUGCUAAAAUAAGUCAAUUUUCUGAAAAUGGAGAAAUUGACACCGUUUAUGAGGAUGUGAUGGAAUCAACAGAAUCAGAAAUAGCUUCUGAGAGGGUGUUUGAGGGAAAAGUAACCACAAAUGGUUGUAGUGAUGUUGUAGAAGAUGGAACAGUUAUCAAAGAAAAGCAGAUCCGUUUUAUUAAAGGUGAUAAAAAUGUUGAGAAAGAGGAGUCUAAAGAAGGAACAACUAUAUCUGACUCUGGAAGAAUAGCAGCAGAUAAAAUAGAUUCAGGAACAAAGGAAAUUGGAAUAGUUAAGAACAACGAUGUGAAGAGAGUUGAAAGCAUCAAAAUCAGUGAACAUCUGGUUCCAAAACCUGAGUCAAUAGAGGAAGGCCAGAUUUUGGUCGGGGAGGAGAAAAGGGAUGAAGAUUAUUCUUCAAAACUAAAGUUAAAGGAGGAUGCAAAUUUACGUAAAGAGGUGUUAGACAGGCUUGCCAAGGAAAAUUUUAGAAAAGGAAAUGCAUUGUUCUAUUAUCCUGAGGUGGUAAAACCCGAUCAAGAUUUAGAAGUAUUUCUUAACAGAAGUUUCUCCGCUUUGAAAAAUGAACCUGAAGUCAUGAUAAUGGGGGCCUUCAAUGACUGGAAAUGGAAAUCAUUUACCAUAAAGUUGAGCAAAAGCCAUCUCAAUGGGGAUUGGUUCUCUUGCCAUAUCCAUGUUCCUAAGGAAGCAUACAAGAUAGAUUUUGUGUUCUUUAAUGGACAAGAUGUGUAUGAGAACAAUGAGAGAAAAGAUUUCUGCAUAAAUGUAGAAGGUGGUAUGGAUGUGUUCGAUUUUGAAAAUUUCUUGCUUGAAGACAAACGCAGAGAACAGGACGAACUUGCUCUACAACAAGCUGAAAUGGAAAGACAACAAGAAGCACAAAAGCAAAUAGAAGCAGAAAAGGCUAAUCAAGAAGCAGAUAGAGCUCAGGCAAAAGAGGAAGUUGCAAAGAGAAGGAGAAUUCUGGGAGAGUUGCUGAAAAAGGCCAAGAAAUCUGUGGAUAAUGUCUGGUACAUAGAGCCUAGUGAAUUUAAAAGCGAGGACGAGGUCAAGUUAUACUACAAUAGGAUCUCAGGAUCGCUUGUGCAUGUUAAGGAUGUUUGGAUUCAUGGAGGACUUAAUAAUUGGACGGAUGGGUUGUCCAUUGUUUCAAAACUCACCAGAUCACAGAAAAAAGAUGGUGACUGGUGGUAUUCCAAUGUUGUUGUACCCAAGGGAGCUCUUGUUUUGGACUGGGUUUUUGCUGACGGUCCACCUCAACAGGCUAUUGUUUAUGACAACAAUAAUCUCCAAGAUUUCCAUGCCAUUGUCCCAAAAUCUAUUCCAGCGGAAUUGUAUUGGGUUGAGGAAGAACAAAAGAUAUACAGAAAACUUAAGGAGGAGAGGCAUUUGAGAGAGGAAACAGCAAGAGCAAAGGCUGAGAAAACAGCAAGUAUGAAAGCAUUAACAAAGGAAAGGACUUUGAGGACAUUUUUGUUGUCUCAAAAACAUAUUGUUUACACUGAUCCCCUAGAUGUCCAAGCUGGAAAGACUGUCACAGUUUUCUAUAAUCCUGCAAACACUGUCCUAAAUGGAAAACCUGAGAUCUGGUUGAGAUGUUCAUUCAAUCGCUGGACUCACCAUAUGAGUCCUUUGCCACCUCAGAAGAUGUUUCCUUCUGAAAAUGGCUCUCAUCUUAAAGCAAACGUCAAGGUUCCAUUGGAUGCAUAUAUGAUGGACUUCGUAUUUUCCGAGAAAGAAGAUGGUGGAGUUUUUGACAACAAAAAUGGGAUGGAUUACCACGUACCUGUAUUCGGAGGCAUCGUGAAGGAACCCCCCAUGCACAUUGUACAUAUUGCAGUUGAAAUGGCUCCUAUUGCGAAGGUGGGGGGUCUCGGUGAUGUUGUCACUAGUCUUUCUCGUGCUGUUCAGGAUUUGAACCAGAAUGUGGACAUUAUUCUUCCAAAAUACGACUGUUGGAAGUUUAACAAUGUGAAGGAUUUUCAGUUUCACAAAAGUUAUUCUUGGGGUGGGACUCAGAUAAAAGUUUGGUUUGGAAAGGUUGAAGGUCUUUCUGUCUACUUUCUGGAGCCUCAAAAUGGAUUCUUUUCGGUAGGUUGCAUAUACGGUCGUGGUAAUGAUGGGGAAAGAUUUGGUCUCUUUUGCCAUGCAGCUCUCGAGUUUCUUCUGCAAAGCGGAUUCCAUCCAGAUAUAAUUCAUUGCCAUGACUGGUCUAGUGCUCCAGUUGCAUGGCUGUAUAAGGAACAUUAUAGACAUUAUGGCCUCAAUAAAGCACGAGUUGUUUUCACCAUCCACAACCUUGAAUUUGGGGCAAACUUGAUUGGGAAAGCUAUGUUGAACUCUGACAAGGCUACAACUGUAUCCCCCACUUAUUCGCAAGAGGUUUCUGGAAAUCCUGCGAUUGCUCCUUACCUUUUCAAGUUUCGUGGCAUUCUAAAUGGAAUUGACCAAGAUAUAUGGGACCCUUACAAUGAUAAGUUCAUUCCUCUGUCUUACACUUCAGAAAAUGUUAUUGAAGGCAAAAGAGCUGCCAAGGAAGCUUUGCAGCAAAGACUUGGGUUAAAAAAGGCUGAUCAGCCUUUGGUAGGAAUUAUCACUCGCUUAACUCACCAGAAAGGAAUUGGCCUUAUUAAACAUGCUAUCUGGCGCACCCUGGAUCAUAAUGGACAGGUUGUAUUGUUAGGUUCAGCUCCCGAUCCUCGGAUUCAAAAUGAUUUUGUUAAUUUGGCCAAUCAAUUGCACUCUUCGCAUAAUGAUCGUGCACGCCUGUGUCUGACAUAUGAUGAGCCUCUAUCUCACAUGAUAUAUGCUGGUGCCGAUUUCAUUUUAGUCCCUUCCAUAUUUGAACCGUGUGGACUAACUCAACUCAUAGCAAUGAGAUAUGGUUCAAUACCCAUCGUUCGUAAAACUGGAGGACUUUACGAUACAGUUUUUGACGUUGACCAUGAUAAAGAACGAGCACAAGUUUACUGUCUAGAACCAAAUGGGUUCAAUUUUGAUGGAGCAGAUGCUGCUGGUGUUGAUUAUGCUCUCAAUAGAGCAAUCUCUGCUUGGUACAAUGGACGAGAAUGGUUCAAUUCAUUAUGUAAGCGUGUUAUGGAGCAAGAUUGGUCGUGGAACCGACCUGCACUUGAUUACUUGGAGCUCUACCGUGCUGCUCGAAAGUGAAAUCGAGAAACGGUUUGUACAUAUUCUUAAUCCGGAUUCAAUAUAGCUCUGCCUGUGUUUAAAACUAAAGUCAAUAAAGCACAACAUGGUAUGGCUGGUCUUAAAUUUUAUCGUGGUUUUAUCUUCUAGUUUAUGAUUGUAACGUGGAUUAUUUCUUGAUUAUUUAUCUGUCAUUAUUCCAAUUUCAAGUAAUUAUCAACAGAAAUCUUUUUACCCCAACACGGAAUGCAGCAAGUUUCGUGGUGAUAUCUAAUCAAACUCAAGUAUUCGUUGGGCUGA